AUGGCACCGAAGCGCCUACAGGACAUCAUGGUCCGCAUGAUGCGGUAUGACAUUGAAUUCACAUUUGUGAAAGGCUCAUCACUGAUCUUAGCUGAUACUCUCAAUCGAGCCUACCUCGAAAAGGAAAGUCGGCUUGAGGAAAGGUCAAGGAUUCUGUCCGUUAACAUUUUCGGGGACAUUCCCGACGCGCAACUAGAUGAGAUACGCGAAGCUACCUCGAAGGACACAGGACUUCAGUCUGUGAUUCGACUGGUAUUGGACGGAUGGCCAGAUGACAAAAAUGAAGUACCAUCGGGCGCGUUACCAUAUCUUGACUUUCGCGACGUGAUAAGUUACUCUGAUGGUAUCCUAGUAAAAGGUGAAGCCAUUGUCAUACCGUCAAAGUUAAGAUCCGCAAUGAAGGACAGGCGGCACAGUGCUCAUUUGGGUCAUGACAGCAUGCUUCGCAAAGCCCGUGGGACCAUCUUCUGGCCCGGAAUGAACAGUGAUAUGCGUCAACUAGUGAACACCUGUGAGUUGUGCCAAGAGACUAAACCUAGAAAUGCACCAGAACCGUUACAACAUCAUGCCGACGGGGACGUUCCCUGGACAAAGGUUGGCUUAGAUUUGUUCGAAAUUCAAGGUUCCCAAUACCUGAUCACUGUUGACUACCUUACCAAUUUCAUUGAAGUUGAUCAUUUGCCCACUACAACUACUGCGAGAGUGGUGUCAAUUCUCAAGAAACACUUGGCCAGAUAUUGUAUACCUCGCGUGAUAAUAUCAGACGGAGGACCCCAGUUUUCAAGUAACGGAUUUGCUACGUUUGCAAAAUCAUGGGGGAUAACCCACUUUAUGUCUUCGCCUAUGCGCCCACAGAGUAAGGGGAAAGGUGAGUCAGCUGUCAAGAAAAUGAAACGCGGAAGGAAGGAAGGGAUCCUUAUGAGGCAAUACUUGAGCAGAGAAACGCUCCCUGUCAAGGCACAAAUCUCAGCCCUGCACAAAUGA
Messenger RNA from Ylistrum balloti, 984 nucleotides. RefSeq lists its product as uncharacterized. NCBI's taxonomy places the organism in Eukaryota, Metazoa, Mollusca, Bivalvia, Pectinida, Pectinidae. Gene Ontology annotation, molecular function: nucleic acid binding. Bases 1 to 984 code for a protein of 327 amino acids. The record is from RefSeq and is a predicted model, not a curated record. The transcript has a single exon. Gene Ontology annotation, biological process: DNA integration.